AGCGGCGUGGUUGCGGCAUGGCUGCACGAAAGAAAGAGGAAUCAUCAAAACAACGUUAUCAAGCGAACGCACGUGAAAGGGACCGCACUCAUAGGUGAAAAUAAUUUCUUUUUUUCAUCAAUCAUUAUCUUUUUUUAUUUCGUAUUAUUGUAAUGGACAUUGGUAUGAAUAACAAUUUUACUUAUUCAGGAUUAUUUAUUGUAUUGCGUACAUAUUUUUAAGCAUUCUGUUAAUCGUUUAAAAUACAAAUACCGAAGGACAUAUGUAAAGUCAUCGUUCUUUUUGCUGUUAAAUUAAUGAAAUGUACCGUAAAAACAUUGUUUAACACGAGAAUCGGUGUGCAAUAUUGUCAGUAUUCAAAAUUUGUCAAGAUUCCAGAAAUUUUGAUCUUCCUGUACAGUGUGAACACGGCUUUCAGUGCACUGAGGACGUUGAUACCGACGGAACCCGCGGAUAGAAAAUUGUCGAAAAUUGAAACAUUGAGAUUAGCCAGCAGUUAUAUUAGUCAUUUGGGUGCUGUACUCGUCGCCGGUCCCGUAGAUCAACCAUGUUCACGCGUCGAGGAUCCCGCUAAUGUUUAUGGGAAAAAUCAUUGGGCCGAUUCGCAAACAAGGCCGCAAGUUUGCACUUUUUGCCUUGCCAUGCACAAAAAAUAUAGCUUGAAUAUUUAUCCCGAGGUAAUUUCAAAUUACUACUAGAGUUGUGAGAGAGAGUGAUUUUUCAACGACGUACUUCGAUUAUAAGGAACCUGUAUAAAUCAUGUUAUAUAAGUAAAAUAAUUUAUUGUAUAUUUCUUGUAUAUACACGUGUCAAUGAGAUUAAUAAAUUUUUAUAUUAACUUGA
Messenger RNA from Osmia bicornis bicornis, 843 nucleotides. RefSeq names its product basic helix-loop-helix transcription factor scleraxis-like. The transcript is spliced from 2 exons. Gene Ontology annotation, molecular function: RNA polymerase II transcription regulatory region sequence-specific DNA binding; protein dimerization activity; DNA-binding transcription factor activity, RNA polymerase II-specific. Gene Ontology annotation, biological process: regulation of transcription by RNA polymerase II; developmental process. NCBI's taxonomy places the organism in Eukaryota, Metazoa, Arthropoda, Insecta, Hymenoptera, Megachilidae. The record is from RefSeq and is a predicted model, not a curated record. Bases 297 to 698 code for a protein of 133 amino acids.